Messenger RNA from Sphaeramia orbicularis (orbiculate cardinalfish), 493 nucleotides. Its product is annotated as glycoprotein hormone beta-5-like. The record is from RefSeq and is a predicted model, not a curated record. The transcript has 3 exons. Gene Ontology annotation, cellular component: extracellular region; cytoplasm. Gene Ontology annotation, molecular function: hormone activity. NCBI's taxonomy places the organism in Eukaryota, Metazoa, Chordata, Actinopteri, Kurtiformes, Apogonidae. Gene Ontology annotation, biological process: G protein-coupled receptor signaling pathway; regulation of thyroid hormone receptor signaling pathway. The coding region runs from base 67 to 456 and encodes 129 amino acids.
AGAGAGACGCACGAGACCGGCAGCUCCAAACUCUGCAGCGUUCUCAGCUGAAAAGCAUUUCCCAGCAUGCACCUCCAUCCGCUGUCUUUUUCUUUCCUCUUCAUCCUGGUUGCCGGGGUAGCAGUGAUGUGCGUUGCCGUGACAACCACCCUGCAUGGUUUCAGAGGCUGUGCGGUUCGAGAGUUCUCCUUUGUGGCCCAGAAGCCCGGAUGCAAAGGGCUGCGCAUCACUACCGAGGCCUGCUGGGGGCGCUGCCACACCUGGGAGAAACCUGUGCCAGACCCUCCCUACAUCCACCGCCACCACCGUGUGUGCACGUACAGUCGUACUCGGCACAUGACGGCCCGUCUACCUGGCUGCCAGCCCGAGGUCUCCCCUCUCUACCACUACCCCAUGGCCCUGCACUGUCACUGCGCUGUCUGCUCCACACAGGACACAGAGUGUGAGACCUUCUGAGGAUGCAACGUCCACGUCUCAGCAUGUUCCCAGCAAC